Messenger RNA from Thunnus maccoyii (southern bluefin tuna), 3549 nucleotides. It is a transcript of the gene prom2, whose product is annotated as prominin 2. The record is from RefSeq and is a predicted model, not a curated record. Bases 273 to 2792 code for a protein of 839 amino acids. Lineage: Eukaryota; Metazoa; Chordata; Actinopteri; Scombriformes; Scombridae. Gene Ontology annotation, cellular component: cilium; apical plasma membrane; cell surface. The transcript is spliced from 24 exons. Gene Ontology annotation, molecular function: cholesterol binding.
CUCUCCCUCCCUCUCCUCUUAGUGGCGGCGGUUCUCCAUGCGAGUGCACAGUCAACUUCAACUUGUCAACAGUUGCAGAGCAUAUCAGGUUUCUAAAGGGCUGUCAGAGUCGCACACCCCUUACUGAGUUAGUGGAGAUCAGAGCGGUGGGACUAUAGUGCACUGUCAAGCCACGGAUGAUGCAUCAAGACAGAGCUUGUGCCAUGAGGUGAUCACUCUAUAAACCCGCUUUUCUCCGUACAAGUCUUUCGCCUCCUGUCUCACCUGCCGAAAUGAGGUUAUCUGAGAGUAUGAGGGGCUGGAGGUGGUGGCAGGGCAGCGCUGGAGUGUUCAGGGCCGGAGUGGGAGUUUUGCUGCUGGGACUCAGCCUGGCCCAGUCCGUGCCUCCCCAGGGGGCCUGUCCGACAGCUGUGGCCCAGCAGAGCCUCACCCAGCCCAAAUAUGAGGACACGGAAGAGCAGGACGCUGGAGCUGGCUUCAUGGCAGCUCUGGUCCAGUCCUUCCUCCACACAGUCCAGCCCAACCCCUUUCCCGAAGAUCUGAUCCUGAAACUGUACCAUGACUCUCAAAAAGUACAGUUUAAUCAAGAACUCCUCAAAGAAAUUCUGGUGUAUCAAGUGGGUUUCCUGGUAUGUGUAGCCAUUGGCGUCCUGUACAUUGUUCUGAUGCCCAUAGUUGGUUUGUUCUUGGCGUGCUGUCGCUGCUGUGGCAACUGUGGUGGGAAGAUGUACCAGAAGCAGACGUCCUCCAUUAACUGUCGCAGAAGAACUCUCUACUGGAGUGCCUUCGUCACCACAAUCAUUAUCUUUGCUGGAAACAUCUGCAUGUUCAGAAGUAACGAGGCCCUCAAUGUGAGUGUGGACCAGAGUACAGUGGAGCUCAACAAAACUAUAGACAACGUCCGCACCUUCCUCACUUCUGUGCCUCAGCAAAUCGACUAUGUGGUGAAUGUGAGCUACAAGACCGUGCAGGAGGUUACAGAAAACCUAGAUGAUAUUGGGUUGCAGUUGGGUACAAAGAUCCAGGAACGCUUCACAGGAACUCUGGAUCCAGCGCUGCGUUCAGUUAGACUUCUGCACCAAGUCACUCAAGACACCAGCGUUCAACUGAAAACGCUGAACUCAUCGUUGGUCGAGCUGCAGUCCAGUGUGGAUGACCUCCAAGCAAAUACCACUGCUGUUAAAAAUAAAAUUAGCCAGACCUUAUCCAACUCAGACUGCAUUGGCUGUGACACACUGAAGCCAGAGCUAGAGAAACUUACACUGGACAUCUCCAUCACUGUUCCCAGUCUGAGUGAGUUCCAGUCUGCAGUGGAUGAAGUCAUCAAGACUAAUCUUGAAUCCAAAAUCAAGGAGGUGGAGUACUACUUCAACAGCAUCCCCCAGAAGGUGACCGAUGAAACCAAGGAGGUAGUUCAAAGCAGCAAGCAGCAGCUGAGUGAGAUAGAAACACAGAUCUCCAAGGUGACCAACGACAUCCCUUUAACUGCUCUGACCGACGUCAAUCGCACUCUGAAUCAAGUGCAGGGAGACAUCAGCCGGGUCACCCCAGUGAUUGACAAAGCCGAGCAUAUCAGGUGGGGAGUGUGUGUAGCCCUGUGCUGCUUGGUCCUCCUGGUGGUGGCGUGUAACCUCCUGGGUCUGUUCCUCGGCCCUGUGGGUCUGACACCCAAAUCUGACCCCAGAGAGCGCUCCUGCACGGCAAACUGCGCAGGCACCUUCCUCAUGAUGGGUGCAGGUUUCAGCUUCCUCUUCUCCUGGCUGUUCAUGAUAGCGGUGCUGCUGCUGUUCCUGCUGGGCGGGAACGUUUACACUCUGCUCUGUAAGCCCUGGAGUGAUGGAAAGCUGCUACAGUUCAUUGACACUCAAGAAUUAAUUCCACGCCUGGAUAUAGGUCAAAAAUUAGGACUGGAAAGCAACAUCACUAUCUCUGAUAUUUAUAGUGACUGUGAGAAAAACCAGCCUCUGUGGUCAACACUCCACUUGUACGAGCUUGUCAACCUCGGAGACCUACUCAAUGUAUCUAAAUACACUGAGGAGAUCCAGCAGCACUUUGAGAAUACAGACAUCACUCUGUCCACCUUCACCUUUUUGACCACUGAUGUUAAAAACCAACUCAGCAGCUUUUCUGCGAAGGCUAAAAAUGUUGACUUCACUUCCGUCACACAGCAGAUGAACAACAUCUCCAGUAUCAAUCUGAAUACAACAGCAGAUAAACUCGACAGGCUCGCUGCCACUCAGACAAACAAUGCUAUUCGAGGAGAGCUCCAAAAUGAGGCCAUGAACCUGAGGCGUAUCCAGAUCAACAUAGAAACAAACAUCUUCCCGCAAGUAGAGAAGCUGAACUCAACCACCGAGAGCCUUCGAUCCAUUGCAGAAAAUAUCAAUGGAACAGUGGGGGAGGUGCUGAGCAACGUGGGAGCAGCACAAGACUUCCUCGACACAAAUACGACACAGAUCGUCAAGACCGAGAGCAGGGAGUUUUUGGACUGUCAGCUGAGUUACUUCAUCGCUUACGCUGACUGGGCCAACCUCACGAUCACACAGCAGGUGGGGCGCUGUGGGCCAGUGGCGGAAGCUGUGGACUCGGGGGAGAUCAUCCUCUGCUCGCACAUUGUAGAGUCUCUGAAUGCCUUCUGGUUCAGUCUGGGCUGGUGCAUGAUCUUCUUCAUCCCUAGCAUCAUCUUUUCUAUCAAGCUAGCCAAAUACUACAGGAAAAUGAAGUACUCUGAUGUCUAUGACAAUCACAUAAUCAUGAACCACAUCCCACGGGCCCAGAUGAGAAUCACCUGAGAGGGCAGCAUACUGUGUGUGCAAGACUGAGGCAUCGCUUUACAAGAUGAAACACAUGGUGCUCCUGUAUAGAUGUGGCACAUUGUCACUCACUGACAAAAAGGCUCUGAGAAAGAGUCUUUUUUAAGGUGGAGGAGGAAAGACAGUUAUUAAGCGAUUCAGUACACUACACACAACACACGCACAUCUCAGGGGGACACAGGGCAUAAGGGAAUCUGCAGGGAUUUUUGCUUUCAUCAUUUCAGAAAAAAAAACAUUUCAAAGAGAUUUAUUUCAUUUAUUGUGUUAUAUAAAUGUUUUGUAUGUAUUUAAUGUAUGAACUGAGCUGGAUUCUGACACAAACAGUCCAUUCAAUAAUCUAUUAGUAGUUAUGAUUUGGCAAUCCACUUUCAAUGAAAAACACUAAAUUCUUAAUUAUACUUGCACUUUAUUGGAAAUCAAAGCACAGUUUCCUGUGUAAAUACUAUGAUUCAACUUUUUGCUGUGACAAAAAUGUGACUGAUGUAACUGAUGUUUGCAAAACUGUACAGUGAAACUCUCUUCUUUUUGUUACCGUUUUGUCUGCAAAUAUGUUGUCAUGAAUGAUUUUGACUGAUUCGAUAAUGAAGAUUUUUUGUACUACUUUGUACUCAAUUGUAGAUUGUGUUUUGCUUUUUGUUACACAGCACUUUAUUAUAUGGUCCAAUGUGAUUACAUGUUGUGAACAUUUCUGCUCGCUCUUGUCAACACUGCUGUAAGUAAAAUGUGUCACUGCUCA